Messenger RNA from Baudoinia panamericana UAMH 10762, 670 nucleotides. RefSeq lists its product as uncharacterized. The record is from RefSeq and is a predicted model, not a curated record. The transcript has a single exon. Lineage: Eukaryota; Fungi; Ascomycota; Dothideomycetes; Mycosphaerellales; Teratosphaeriaceae. The coding region runs from base 166 to 660 and encodes 164 amino acids.
ACUUCCUAUUCGAGUACCGCGGCUAAAUACAGGCCGUCCAGCGACAGCUCCGAGCUCGCUACGCAGCGAUGCAUGUCGGCAAGAUAAGGGAAUCUUCUGCUGAUCUCUCUCCCUCAUCAUUAUCCGCUAACAAUAUCGACACGUCUUCACGAGCACUUGUUAAGCAUGGCGUCUCCCGCGCAUGUCGCGUCGUCAGCCAUACUCCUACCACCCCUCGACGGGCAUGAGCGUAAAAUCCAUCUACGCUCAGCUGGUCCAUCUGACUCCGCUGCAAAGCCGACCAUCGUCAUCGUGCCCGGUCUAGGUAGCUCUUGUUUAAGCUUCACUUUCCUUCAGGAGAGCUUGGCACAGGCCGGAAUCCGCUCGUUCACGUAUGAUCGACCCGGCAACGGUCGCUCGUCGCCAUUACCAGAGUGUUCUGGGGACGGUCAUGUUGCAGGCAAGAAGCCGAAGCCGCGGAAUGCAACGCAGAUGGCAGCCGAGAUGAACGAGGUGCUUCAAGCUGCACAAGUCUUGCCACCGUACGUGUUGAUGACGCAUUCUUACGGCGGCGUCAUCGCUUGGGAGUAUGUUGCUGCGUAUGUCGAGAAUGUCGUAGGUCUUAUCUUUCUGGAUGCGAACUCGGCUCGCUCAGCUGAGCGAUCAGUCAUGGGUACGUAAACUCCUGGCC